This is a messenger RNA of Racocetra persica, 326 nucleotides long. The record is from the annotation of a GenBank genome assembly. NCBI's taxonomy places the organism in Eukaryota, Fungi, Glomeromycota, Glomeromycetes, Diversisporales, Gigasporaceae.
GAUCUCUACUUCCAAUCGAUGGAGUACCUAAAUUCCUUCAAUUGUACAUAUACGAUACUGAAUUCGAAACAACUAAUAGACUUUCCAUUAUGCCUAAACUUCGUCAUGAAACUUUGGAAUUUAUUAAAACAAUAUUAAACCAAUUAAACCCUUUCGUAACCAAUUUUCGUUCGAUUUCUUCAAAUAAUAACAUAAAUAAUCUAUACUUACUUAUCAAAGCAGAUCAAAAGUUAGAUCAACGUAUCUAUAACAAACCAACAGCUUCACAAGUAGCUGCUAUAUGGGUAGAAGGAAAUAGUCCUAUACAAUAUACAAACGUGAUAUAA